Cuscuta europaea is the source of this 3973-nucleotide messenger RNA. The record is from the annotation of a GenBank genome assembly. NCBI's taxonomy places the organism in Eukaryota, Viridiplantae, Streptophyta, Magnoliopsida, Solanales, Convolvulaceae.
UUUAUUUUUGGUAAAAACUUUUUCCAAUACAAUUCAACCCAAUCCAAUAUUAUGUUCUAGGCAUAAUAUGAUAUAUGAUACUGGGUGGCUAACUGGCCGGCUAAGGGCUUUUUCCGGCGAGAGUGUUUUCCAGUUGCCGGAGUGAGUCCAACCAGCACUGUUUUAAUUUGGAUUUUGGAAUAUACACUUUGAUAAGCAGAAAAGAAUUGUUCUGUUGCAAAGAAGACAAUUUUGUCACCCUGCAUGGGCGUUAUUCAAACCCAAUCAACUGUAUAGUUGAAGUACUUCCUUCUUGCAUAUGCAUGUUGUCCCCUAAAGUUUGACUUUUUUCUCCGCCACCACCACCUCCUUCUCCUCCAUCCCCGCCACCAUUUCUCAUUUUCUCCGAAAGAUAAUCUUUUCCUUAACUCUCACUGCUAUCCACUCUCAGACCUGAGAAAAUGGAGAGAUCAAGAACUAGUAGAACACAUCAUCACUGUUCACAUUUUUUCUUGUUUUUCUUGAUUGUAAAUUUGAGAUAUUGCUGUUUUAGAACAGUGGAGUCUCUUUCCCCUGAUGGAGAAGCUCUGCUAUCUCUUCUCAAAUCAGCACCAUCUUCUGCUCUCCCAUCCUGGAACCCCUCAACACCAACUCCAUGUUCUUGGAAGGGCAUCACUUGCUCCCCACAAGGAAGAGUUAUUUCCCUUUCUAUCCCCAACACUUUCCUCAAUCUUUCAUCUUUGCCCCCUCAGCUCUCCUCCAUUUCAUCCCUUCAGUCUCUCAACCUUUCCUCAUCCAACAUCUCAGGCUCAAUCCCUCCAUCUUUUGGCGAGUUGACUCAUCUCAGACUUCUAGACCUCUCUUCCAACUCACUCACUGGAACUAUUCCAUUGGAGCUGGGAAAGCUCAGAUCACUCCAGUUCCUGUUCUUGAACUCAAACAGGUUGACAGGUCAAAUCCCAUUUCAGCUAGCGAAUCUCUUAUCCCUGCAGAUCCUCUGUGUCCAGGAUAAUUAUCUUAAUGAGUCGGUUCCUUCACAGUUGGGCUCAUUGAUAUCGCUCCAGCAGUUCAGGAUUGGAGGGAACCCCUAUUUAACAGGGGAGAUACCUCCAGAGUUAGGGUCUCUCACGAAUCUGACAAUGUUUGGGGCGGCUGCCACCGGACUCUCCGGCGUCAUUCCGCCGACGUUUGGGAAUUUGAAGAGGCUUCAGACAUUAUCACUCUAUGAUAGUGAUGUGUUUGGCCCAAUACCGCCUGAACUGGGAAUGUGUGGAGAUUUGACGAGCUUGUAUCUGCACAUGAACAAUCUCUCUGGUUCAAUACCCCCACAAUUGGGGAAACUGAAAAAGCUCACCAGUUUGCUUCUAUGGGGAAAUUCACUCACUGGGCCGAUCCCAGCCGACCUUUCAAACUGUUCCUCACUUACGGUUCUUGAUGUUUCUGCCAAUGAUUUAUCCGGCGAGAUUCCGGCUGACUUGGGAAAGCUAACUGCUCUUGAGCAGCUCCACUUGUCUGAUAAUGGAUUGACCGGGUCUAUUCCGUGGCAAAUCAGUAAUUGCUCUAGCUUGAUCACUCUUCAACUUGACAAGAACAAGUUAUCUGGAUCAAUCCCCCCGGAAGUGGGGAAGUUGAAAAAUUUGCAAAGCUUUUUACUUUGGGCAAAUUCGGUUUCUGGAACCAUUCCGAGUUCUUUUGGAAAUUGUAGUGAGCUUUAUGCACUUGAUCUCUCCAGGAACAAGCUUACAGGAACCAUCCCGGAUGAGAUCUUUAACCUGGCCAAGCUGAGUAAGUUAUUACUUUUAGGUAAUUCAUUGACCGGAGGGUUGACUAGUAGUGUUUCCAGAUGCCAGUCACUUGUGAGGCUGAGGCUCAGUGAAAACCAGCUCUCUGGACAGAUCCCAAAGGAGCUGGGGCAGUUGGAGAAUCUUGUAUUUCUUGAUCUUUACAUGAACCACUUUUCCGGCAGCCUGCCCGCUGAGAUCUCCAGCAUCACAGUUCUUGAGCUCUUGGACGCCCAUAACAAUUACCUGACUGGUCCAAUUCCGUCACAGUUGGGGGAGCUCGUGAACUUGGAGCAGCUUGAUCUGAGCAUGAACAGCUUUUCUGGUGAGAUUCCUUGGAGUAUAGGUAACCUCAGUUACUUGAACAAGCUCAAUCUUAACAAUAACCUCCUCAUAGGUUUAAUCCCGAAGUCUCUUAGAAACAUGGAGAAACUAACUCUGUUAGAUUUGAGCUCCAAUGGCCUUUCCGGAUUUAUUCCCCCUGAGAUUGGUUAUAUGACAAGCCUAACAAUCAGUUUGGAUUUGAGUUCGAACCGUUUCACUGGAGAAAUCCCAGAAACGUUUUCCGGUUUGACCCAACUCCAAUCGCUCGACCUCUCACACAACAUGAUUACCGGGAGAAUUACAACGCUAAGCCUCCUUACUAGCCUCACUUUCCUAAACGUGUCUUACAAUAAUUUAUCGGGCCCCAUUCCCGUGACACCGUUCUUUAGAACUCUAACCAUGAGCUCUUUGUAUGAAAACCCUAGCCUUUGUGAAUCCAGUGAUGGCUUUUCUUGUUCUUCCUCCCAUCUGAAUGGAAGGAGCAGUUUUGGCUUGGGCCGGACCACUGUUUUGGUCUUAGUUGUCGUUUUGACUUCUGUAGCCUUGGCAGUUGCAGCAAUGUGGGUUGUUGUUACUAGGACUUACCGUAGCUCUGACGGGGAUAAUGUUUUUUCCUAUCCAUGGACUUUCAUACCAUUUCAAAAGCUCAAUUUUAGCAUUGAAAACAUCCUGGACUGCUUGAAAGAGGAAAACGUUAUAGGGAAAGGAUUCUCUGGUGUGGUAUACAGAGCAGAAAUGCCAAACGGGGAGUUGAUUGCAGUUAAGAAGCUUUGGAAGACAAAUAAAGAUGACGAAGAACGUAUGCAAGGCUACUUCGCUGCAGAGAUUCAAAUCCUUGGGCAUAUUAGGCACAGGAACAUAGUGAAACUGGUGGGGUAUUGCUCCAACAAGAGCACAAAGAUUCUUCUCUACAAUUACAUUUCGAAUGGAAAUUUACAACAGCUGUUGGAAAGCAAUAGGAACUUGGACUGGGAAACGAGGUAUAAGAUUGCCGUUGGAUCAGCUCAAGGCCUUGCGUAUCUCCACCAUGACUGUGUUCCCGCCAUUCUUCAUAGAGAUGUCAAAUGUAAUAACAUACUCUUAGAUUCGAAGUACGAGCCUUAUAUUGCAGAUUUCGGCCUUGCAAAGCUAAUGAGUUCUCCAAAUUAUCAGCAAGCAAUUUCCAAAGUUGCAGGUUCUUAUGGAUACAUAGCUCCAGAAUAUGGAUACACUAUGAACAUAACAGAGAAGAGCGAUGUGUAUAGCUACGGAGUGGUUUUGCUGGAAAUACUGAGCGGGCGAAGUGCAGUUGAGUCACAUGUCGCUGGGGACGGGCUUCACAUUGUCGAGUGGGUGAAGAAGAAAAUGGGAAGCUUUGAACCCGCGGUCACCGUUUUGGAUUCAAAGCUUCAAGGAAUGCCUGACCAAACGGUGCAAGAAAUGCUGCAAACGCUGGGAAUAGCCAUGUUCUGCGUGAAUUCAUCCCCGGGUGAACGUCCCACAAUGAAGGAAGUGGUUGCACUUCUGAGGGAAGUGAAGAGUCCUGUUGAGGAAGUCGUCAAAACUUCCCAACCUCUUCUUACAAAGGAGACGCACUCAACCACUACUACUAGUCAUCAUUAGAGUUGGCUCAUUUGUGGCAGAGGGAGUUCCUUUUUAGUGUUUCUGCAAUCCUCUGCUGUUUUUAGAUGAUGGGGGAGAAAAGUUCAACAACUUCUACCUUUGUAGUUUGUAUAACGUUAGGCUUGAGUUUUGUAUGUACAGAUUUAGAGUUUGCAUAUAGGAACAAUUUGGGCGGCGUCUAUUGUAUUGCUUACAGCAUCAAAGGCAAAAAUGUCAACAGUGCAUUUGACACGUGAAAGAUAGAUAUAUAAAAAUAAUAAUAAAUACAAUAUCUUCCCUUGUCUUAA